Messenger RNA from Heterobilharzia americana, 5307 nucleotides. The record is from the annotation of a GenBank genome assembly. Lineage: Eukaryota; Metazoa; Platyhelminthes; Trematoda; Strigeidida; Schistosomatidae.
AUGACAAAACGCAAACACCAAGUCCUAAUCGAUUUAGUUCUCAUAACAGCAUUACUUAAUAACGUGUUGCCUUUGUGCAUUAAAAUGUAUACGGCAUCAUCUCAGGCUUCAAGUCAUUUUUAUGACAAUAAUCCUACUGUUAAGAAAGAUGAAUCACCUCAAGCUGAUAGUGCUACUCUUACAGCAUUCAAUUUAUUUAAAGAAGAUUCAUCUUUGGAUCCUGCUGCAGAUGACCUAAGGGAAAACUCAAGUCCUCAUAAAGAAGGUUACGACGAUUCUCUACUUAUUUCAAAAAAAAUACCAUCCACCAUAAAAGGUAAUGAAGCGUGUGACAACGAAAUUUUUCCGAACUUCGAUGUGUGUCAGUCAUGGGAUAAAAUUAACACAGUAAGAGCUGGAUUAAAGCGUCCACAUUCUGCUACCCUUUGUCGUGCUCCCCCUUCUGAAGGUGAAGAUCCUUUAAUGCGUCCUCUAUCAGCGCCAAAGCGUCUAAUCGAAGAUGUGAAUAUAUCUUCAAAUCUAAGUGGUAUCCUAGCUUCUGAUGAUGUUACUCCAGUUGCAUCUGUCAAAUUCAGAGAUAUCAAUGCUGAUGCUCCUAAAUCAACUCUUGAAGCAUUGGUGGCUUCAACUUCUCCAUUGAUGUUCUUCCCUCAUGAAUUUUCCAUGGAUUCUGAUUGUGAUGAUAAAUAUGUAGAGUUUGCGCCUCAGGUUUCACACAACUUGAUAAAUCAAAACCUUUUGAGUGAUUUAUCCUAUUCAAUUGAUUUAACAUCACCAAAUACUGACUUUUCUGUUAAGGGGGAAAAUGAUUUAAAUGCUAUUAAUACAAAUUCAGUAUCUUCAUCGAAGUCUAUGACAUCAUUAGAUCUUAAUGAUCCUAAUUUUAAAUGUCCUGAUUCACAUGGCAGUCAGAAAUCUGUGUACAGUGAUUUAGGUUUAAUAACUGAUGUCUUAGAGAAUAAUAAUGCAUCAGCAACAACACAUAUUAACGAAUACGUUCAAGCAAUGAGAACAUAUGCUGCCGAGUUAUGUCCUGUGGAUUGUGUCAUUUUGCUUGAACACUGUCGACCUUUCAACUGUGAUAGCCUUUACAUGAAGUAUUUUCGUGAUCAAUAUCUUUGUCCAAUCUUAAGCAACUUAAAUGGCGGUCCCCCGCUAAACGCAGAUUUCGGAAGAGAUGCAUAUACAUCUCUUUAUUCGCUUCAUGGUUAUUGUUGGCGUAAGCCAAUACAGACGACUACCUUAGUACCAGACACGCCUAUAAUUUACAAGAUUCUCAAAAGAGUUGCAACUAUGCAACAUGAAUCACGUCAUGCCAAUGACCAGUUAAAUCCUUCUGAAGGUACACCAGGUGAUGAGUUGUUAGAAGCAGCAAUCAGAGAAUUUGACGCUAUCGAUCGAGCAAGACGUGGUUUAUGCAAGAAAGUACAAAGGCAUCUAAUCCUUCUAGCAAUGUCUCCAGUUGAUAUCAGUAAAAUCAAGCAGUCAACUUCAUCUUGUGCGUUAUUUGAAGAAGAAAGUCCUAAAGUGAAUUCUGUGGAACAACCUCUUAACAAUUUGAGGAUGAGAGGAGUUGCUUUAAGCGUUUUUUCACCUGUUCAAAGUCCAAAUCUUUUAAAACUUUAUGAACUUGUUAAUGGUACUCCAGCUUCUCCUUUCUACGAUCGACGUUGGCAAACAGUUGCUUUAUCAGAUAAAUUACUGCAGUCGGAUAUACCAGAGAGACGUAUUGUUGGUCCAUUAGCUGCAGCUUUCCAUGCUCAAACUGAGGCUGAACUAUCUGCUCUUGAACACAAACAACUAUCCAAACAGACUAUUACAAAUGGACAUUCUAAUCGUAUGCUUGAAAAUUCUCAUCUACCACUCACUAAUACACAGACAAUUAAUCACAGUCCGGAUAACCGUUGUGCUGUUAUAAGUAAUAACAGAUAUUCAAUUCAGGAGCAACACUUACAGCAGUCCACCUACUCUAUCGACUCAACCGCUUAUCCUGCUAUCUCGAAUUCAUCAUUAGUUGUAGCUACGGAUGGCUCUUGUCGUAACAUUCCUGGCACUGGUGCAAAUAAUUCUUCACAGUACACAAAUGGUGGUUUGUCACCUAUGGCAGGUCCUCAGUUUUUCGCCAGUGCUUCACCUGUUGGAUCAUAUCAACGUGCCUCACGUAAUUCUGCUUCAACUGCACCUAUCCAAUAUCCUCCAUCAACCACUCUAUCAGGUUACCCCGUUCGUGGUGUAUGCGGACGUGUUGCUUCGGAUAAUGUACGAUCUGUUGAGGGGAUUACACCCUUGGCGAAUUCACUGUCAACUGGACAUUCUGGACCUAAUUCAGUUGAUCAAACUCCGGGUAGUGUGUAUGGAUCCGAUUCAGUAGCUACACCACAAGCAAUGUAUCCAUCUCAAACUGGAACCGUGUCACCUUUACAAGCGGCAAACAGUUCCCAUCCAGCAUCACAGGUUCAUUCACCAGUUGCUUCUGGUGGAACUCAUUCUCACCAACCAACGCCACCUGGAAUUCAUUCUUCAUACAAUGCCUACCAUCCUAACACUGGUCAAAUGUAUCAAUACCAGCAACAGUCUCUCUAUGAUCAGAAUGGAUCUAAGGUAAUGUCUGGCCAUGCAGCUUCACCCAACGCACUACAGAAUUCAUUCCGUCCUCCGUCUAAUGCUGCUUCACCUAGUUCACAGUUUAUACCGACUACGGUGAACACUACAGGUCUAUCAUCUCCAUGUUCGUCACGUGUGUCAAACAAACAGUAUUCCCCUCAAUUGACUCCGCACCAAGGUUCCCCUCAAAGUCGCCUAACAUGUCCAACGGGAAAUCAAAAACCAAUCCAUUCUCAGUUCAUUCGCGCUGGUCAACUCUCAGUAUCAUCAGCAUUACCGGGUAAUCAGAUAAAUGACAACUUCACAUCGCAUUCCAGAUCAAAUACUCCGACCAAUGCAGCUUAUUCUAACAGUACAACAAUCAAUUCUGGCUCACUGAAUACUACACAAUAUGCCAACUAUAUACCGAAGGACGGAUUGCAGCAACCAUCAUUGCAACAACAACAAUCACAAAUGAAAAUAUCUAGCCCUCAAUCUUCGCCAUGUAUUGCUGGGGUUGAUGUCAACCUUAUGCAACUUCCAUCGAACUUACCUAAUCAGCCUGGUGUAACAAUGACACCACAAAAUCAUCGUCGAUCACAUAUGGCGACUAAUUCUAAUAUGCAUAUUCAUCAGUCAGUGCUGAUAGCACAACAACAACAACAACAGUUAGGUCCCAAUAGAUCUGUACUAUGGGAAGGCGAAAUUCAUGUGGCUGGUCCAAGUGGAAUGAACAUUACUAGUCGCUUUUCGACACGUCUUCUAUUGGAACAGUGUGCUGUCCGUGAUAUGAACAGUCAAAUCAGUAUGCAGAUGUGGGGAUCUGUUGCGCAGUUAUCAGUUAUUCAAGCCUAUAGAGAUAGUCCACUAGUUGAACGUCUUUCAAGUCCACUUGCCAGUGGUCAGUUACUAGCUCGAUUACUGGUUGAGUUACCUGAUCCUAAUGAUGCCAACAAUUUGAGCACAUUACUCUCACCACAGGGUAAUCAAAUGAUGAUACCUUUAGGUGUUCUGUCUCCAUCAUCCAUCCGUUUAUCCAAUCCAAUUCAACCCGGUAUCGUUGGAUUCAUCUGUUUAAUACACAAUCCAAAGCGUAAUCGAAUACACGGUCUUGUUCCGUAUGAUUCCGAACAAUUCAGGCAAGAUAUCACAACUGGUCGAUAUACUAAUAUAAGAUCAAAUCCUAUGACUCCUGAAUUAAGCGGUUCUCAGUCUACUGGUCAUUUUCAACGUGUUCCUCCUAAUUCUCAGAAAUUCCCUCAAGGAAAUCCUGAAAACCAAGGAGCUAUGGGGAAUAUAAACUCUCAGUACUUAAAUACUUCACAUCCAAGUAGCAAUAUUCCACUUUGUGAUACAAGUCCAGGCAAUACGCAAUCUACUUGUUUAAAUGCUUCAUAUCAAUAUCAGAAUCAAUCACACAUUCCACAGUAUAUUCCACAACAUACACAAGGACAGAAUGCAUCAAAAUCACAGACAAUUUGUAAUAAUACUUAUCAAGGUAUGCAAUUGAGUCAACGAUCUACUCCUUCACCACAUAAUAUACAUGAUAGUAUGCAAACUGGACCAUGUAUACCAUCAUAUGCGUUGGAAUCAGAUGAAUCAACACAAUGGGUAUCAAAUAGGACAGAUUCAUCAAAUCAUCAGAAUCCGCAACUUUCGAUAUCAAACAAUACAAUACCACAUCAAUCAGUACGCACAUUACAAUCUGGACAAAAUCAACAUAUGAUUCAGCAAGCUAUUCUUCAACGAUCGGGAAUGAAUACUCCUUACACCAAUAAUGGAUCUUAUCCUUGUCAUCCCCAUUCUCGCCCUGCAGUAGAUCGUCUCAAUGUGCCUACACCAAUGCAAGGUAACUCAAUGACAGAUCCUUCAAUUGUUUUAGAUCAACCUGUUGUUCAUAAUUCACAACUUACUGGUGUACUCCUACAGGGGCAACAACAACAAUCUCAGUCUUAUUUCGUCCCAAGUGGUACAAGAUUUCAAGGUGGCGUCGGACCUGCGCCUGUUAAUUCUUACCAUCGAAAUAAUGUACCACAAAUUCCGUCACAAAACUCCAUGUAUUCCCAACCACAGGCGUUUAAUCAAAGAGAUCAUUAUCUUACUUCUCAGCCACAGAACCAUGUACCACCAAGCAGUAAUAUAGGUGGCGGAUAUACAUGUUAUCCAUCUUGUAACAAUAUGUCUACAAAUAGUAUGUCAAAUCCAUCUGGUCAUCGCUUCAUUUCUGGACCAACCAAUGUGGGAAGUAUGCAGCUACCUAAUCAACCAUUACAUAUUCCUAAACACCCGCAUCCACCUAUACUCUCCCAGUCAGAAAAUUCAGGCAGUCGUCAUGGAACAUUUAAUCAUCAAAGUCCACACACACGUUCUGGUCCGUCCAAUGCUAAUUGUAAUACUUCUCUUGAUAGUCUUGGAUCUACGUAUGGAAUUCCUUCACAAGACCUCACACAUCAUAUGAUGCAUACUGCAUUACACGGAUCACUUAGGCAGCAGCCUUCGUAUGACUCUUGUGGUGGUAAUGGUAGUGGUAGUUCUCAGGGCUUCUUUUGAUGCUAUUCACUUCUAUACUCUUUCUGUGAUUUUUUAUGUUGUGCCUGAUCUUGUCAACGUUGUCUUCAAGUUGUUUACUUGUAUAUGGACUAUAUACGGCCUAUUCUAACUGACAAAUCACUUCAUCCAUCUGGUGUUUCUUAGUACCAUAUAUACUUUGGUGAUACUCUUCGC